AUGUCACUACCUACACUCUUCCAUUGUCUCAGCAACCCUGCCAUGAAACUAAUUAGUAAUCAUAAUAUAGUACUUACUUGUUUACCAGCAGAAACAACAGGCAGUGUUUCUGCUACUAUUAUUACUAAAGACAUGAUCCGCAGCUUCCCUGCCGUCAGAUUUAGGCUAAUAAUAGGUAUUAGCAGUAGAGCACUAUAUUAUAAUACACGGGAAAAUAAUAACUCUGCGAGAAUCAAAGACGAGGACGACCCAGAAGAUAUACAAGAUAUACAACUUAAUAAUAUAUUAUUACAAGAAAAAGAAUUUAUCUAUACCGGCAGUAAACUAAACAAACUACCAAAUAUUAUUUUAGAAUAUAAAAUCUCUAAAACAUUCUUAGAUACAAUUUUGAGAUAUCUAACACUAGAUUAUCUUUUCAAGUCUACUAUUAUUUAUGAAGAGAGAAAGAAAUCAUAUCAAGCUUAUUAUAGACUCUUAGACCAGAACCUUAUAAAAAAAAAAGACCAUCCUAACAGCUUACCUCAGUUACACUAUAGGACUAUUAGCUCAGCAGAUCAAGAAGAAAAAAUCAUCUAUUUUAAAAUAGAAGCUGCUAGUCAGUAA
This is a messenger RNA of Aspergillus steynii IBT 23096, 603 nucleotides long. RefSeq lists its product as uncharacterized. The transcript is spliced from 7 exons. Lineage: Eukaryota; Fungi; Ascomycota; Eurotiomycetes; Eurotiales; Aspergillaceae. Gene Ontology annotation, molecular function: catalytic activity. The record is from RefSeq and is a predicted model, not a curated record. Gene Ontology annotation, biological process: nucleoside metabolic process. Bases 1 to 603 code for a protein of 200 amino acids.